UAACCAUACAUUGACGUUUUUUAACAGUUGUUUAACUAAAGGACGAAUUUAGGAAACAACUACUAACCAACCCCUUAAAAACUUGCACUAAGGCACUUGUGCACCAUAUCGCAUUAACAGUAACUGAAUAGCCUACACGACACAUAAGCGUUGGUAUAAAUAGACUGGUUAUCCCUCGCUGUUUUAGCGUUUGUGGUGAUUUACUAAUCAGCAUAAUCAACUUUUCAUUGAACUGUCUCAAAGAAUUGAAAUGUUCUUCGAAAUAAAUGUAUAAUGUCCGUCUAAUAACACUGAAAAAGCGAACGGAAAUUUAAUCACAACAAAUGUUAUCAGUGGUUAACAGCCUUCGUUUGGUUUUCUUCAAAGUCAUGUAAACAAAUAAAAGGACCAAAUUAAAAGAUAAAGUAAUAUCUAAAGCGACCUUGUUAACAGACACGUGCAUAAAUGAUGUAGUAUUAAAUUCGAACGGGAUAAUUUGGUAAUGGGUGAUUUUGUAAAUUGAUCUUCAGUAUCUCAAGUAACAAACGAAGAUCAAACUUUAGUUUGGGCCGUUUUGGCAACUAUUCCCUAUUUAGUGAGAGACACCUUAUACCCUGAGGCCCAGGCAUCGAAGAACGAUUUUAGCGAAACGUAAAAACGGCGAAAAAAUGCCGAUUUUAAAUCUUUUCUGACAUUUCAGUGCAUUUGUAGUUAUUGUAGUUCAAUCUACAUUGAGUUAAAAUGGGUAGUCGGGCUUGGUUAGGUUUCUUGGUUAUUGUGACGUUUAUCCACGUCACACACGGUUUGUUCUGCGUGACUUGUACGAAUGCUAAGAAUCACAGCGAAUGCGACAGAAUCGGAAAAAUACAAAAAUGUCAAAAGAACGAGAAAUCGUGUAUGAUCGAAGUUCGAUGGAUAUCAAACCAAGGACGCAAACUUGUUUCAAAAGGUUGUAAACAGAUCAACGCGUGUAAGAACAACCUUGAUUUGAAAGCGUGUAUUGAAGAACGACCGAAUUCUCAAUGUUAUUGUUGUUGCGAAACUAAUAUUUGUAACCGAGGUGAUUCAAGGUGCUUCCCCGAAGGCGAUCCCAGGUUGGCUGAACUAAACGGAAACAUUUCUCCGAGCAAUCCCAACGUAAGACAUGACCCUGCCUCUGGUGCAUGCCCGACGCUCCGGACAGUUAGAUUCGGAACAGUAAGAUGCUCCUCAUCAAACAGAAGAGGAUCACGAUGUACUUUCACGUGUCGAAGGAAUUAUUUUUCAAACGCUGAGCAGAUGACGCUUACAUGUCGUAGCAAUGGUUGGUCAAGCAACGUACCUGUAUGUCAACCAAUGGGUUGCACUUAUCGUAGGUUACCACACGGAUAUUCGUUUUGCUCAAGGGGGCGAUUCCACCAAAGUGUGUGCAGACACUAUUGUAGAAGAGGUUACACACGUGUUGGAAGUUUUACAUCAACGUGUUCGUUUAAUCAACAAACAUAUACUGGACGUUGGAGUACGGGUUUACCAGUUUGUCAAGCAGGCAGAAGGCCUAACAGACCACGUAACUGUCCGGCUAUCGCCAACUUACAGAACGGAAGAACGAUUUGUUCUCGUCAGUUCCAACCCAGGAGUCUGUGUCGGUUUAGUUGCAAUUCUAAUUACCACUUGGUUGGUUCGCAGAGAAUAUAUUGCCAACAAAUAUCUCUUCAAAUGUCAAGAUGGUCGAGUAGAAAACCAACUUGUCGAGUAAUCAACAAACGAUGCCCCGCCACCCCAAGGUUGGCGAACGGUCGAUUGUCUUGUACACAGAGCAAUCGAUUGGGUUCAGUGUGUACGUUCAAUUGUGACCAACAUUAUGCUAAACGUGGAAUAAAUUAUAUUUCUUGUACCGAAGUUGGGCAGUUGGCUCAGUGGAGAGGCGGGGAAUUACCAACAUGUAGACCGAUAAACAGAUGCGAGACGGUAACCCUUACAAACGGUAUGUCAACAUGUAGCAUCGGUAAAGAGGUGGGAUCUGUAUGCGACUUAACUUGCGCUGAGGGUUACCGUAUACGCGGUGUCGACCAAAUUACUUGUACCGCUGACGGUUCGUGGUCAAGUACAACAACAAUUUGCACAGAGGUAUUAUGCUCGGUGAUACCACCUAGCGACAACAUAGAAAUAGCAUGCAGCAACGGGAGGUCUAUAGGAAGCGUGUGUUCAUUCGACUGUGACGAAGGCUAUUACAGGAUUGGUCAAGAUCAAACCAUGUGCUUGGUUCAAACUAGUAGCAGCGCUGAGUGGUCGGCAGCCGCCCCCACGUGUUUACCACCAACGACAUGUCCAGCGUUGGACGAAUUGCCCAACGGGUUGAUCGACUGUACGAAUUCUUCAAACGUUGGAUCUCACUGCGACUUCGUGUGUGGGGAAACUUAUGUAAUGGAUGGACCAAGUUCUACGGUGUGUGGCGAGGUUAGAUUCGGAUACGGACAGUGGUCGCACCCGUUACCAGUUUGCAAAGAAACCUGUUAUGUGUUGUCCGACAUGGGUAAUGUCAGAGCAUCUUGUCCAGUGAACAAAGUAGUUGGAUCUACUUGUACAUUCUCAUGUCCCCGGGACCACGAGUUGGUUGGUUUCGCAACUACAACUUGCACCAACAGUGAGAAUAAUGGGCCAGUUUGGGAUAAGCCGACCCCAACCUGCCAAUUGAUAAAGUGUCCGGAAUUAAGACCGUUCACACGUGGCAAUUACACAUGCACCAAUAGCAACAACGCAAGGUCCAGAUGUAGUUAUACAUGUGGAGAUGAUUAUAUACUUCGACCCAGCACGUCACAGACAAUUCGAUGUCAAUCAAACAAAAAUUGGACACAUGCCCCACCAUGUUGCGCUCGUCAAUGCCCUGCCUCUCCCAAGAUUGACAUAGUAAUGGUUCUCGACUCGUCGUCCUCAGUCACGGAACCUGGGUGGCGAAAAAUGAUCAACUUCGUUAAAACAGCGCUGGGUUUCUACGAGAUGGGACCAAACAGCACAAGUGUGUCAGUGUUUAGAUAUAACGCUGAGAUAGAUGAAGCAAACAAGAUAUCCUUCCAAUACACACAGACUUAUGGUAAAGAGCAAUUGCUUAGAAGGAUUGGCCGAUUGCCUUAUAAUGGACAAGGCACACGCACCGGACAAGCAUUAUCGUACGCUCUCCAUAUACUGACGAACGAAAUCAACCGACCAGAUGCGGUGGAUGUUGUGUUGGUGCUUACUGAUGGUAAAUCACAAGAUGCCGUUAAAGCACCAGCAGAGGCUCUGAGGCGUAACGGAGUUUUGACAUACGCGAUUGCUAUCCAGCCAGAAAGAGGUGUACUCAACAUGAACCAGUUAAACGACAUAGCUGGUACGCCGCAUAACCUGUUUCUUCUACGAAGUGGUUUCUCCAGUUUUACUGAAGACUUUGCUCGUGAAAUUCGCAACAGCGUUUGUCAUGACCAAGAUGUUUGUAUAUAAAAACAACACAACAAAGCCAUUUAACAAAUGUGAAAACGCUAUGUAAACACACAUGCCAAAGCUUGUCCACAACUUAAAUAAGCAUGAUUCAUGCUUGAUACAGUUUGCAGAUUUGCUUUAUUGUAUACGAUUUGUAUACUAUGAAACUGGGCUCUCGUUUUGCUUGCUGAAGCUUUUGUGUUUGAGACACCGAUUGCUUUCUGCUUAUUCUCUAUGUCACGUAAUAACUUACUGCUGCUUUAGAAUGCAAUAAAAUAUAACAAAG
Molecule: messenger RNA, 3700 nt
Organism: Ciona intestinalis (vase tunicate)
Lineage: Eukaryota; Metazoa; Chordata; Ascidiacea; Phlebobranchia; Cionidae
Source: RefSeq, a predicted model, not a curated record